This is a messenger RNA of Triticum dicoccoides, 740 nucleotides long. RefSeq lists its product as uncharacterized. Bases 50 to 433 code for a protein of 127 amino acids. The transcript has 2 exons. The record is from RefSeq and is a predicted model, not a curated record. NCBI's taxonomy places the organism in Eukaryota, Viridiplantae, Streptophyta, Magnoliopsida, Poales, Poaceae.
UCUACCUCACAGGUCACAAACCACUUGCCUUGCUUAGCGCCCGGCGGAGAUGGGGACGGCGGCAGCAGGCUGGCUCAUCGGCAAGGUGCUGAAUAUGCUGUCCGAUGACUUGGUGGCCGCAUACGUGGACAGCAAACAGCUCGGGCUCAACUCCGAGAAGAUCAAAGGUGAUCUCAUGCGUACACGUGGACUUUUGCAAGCCGCCCAGGCGAGGGGCAUGGGCGACAAUGAUGGUCUGCGUGAGCUGCUGCAGGCGCUCAACGCCAAAUCCCAUGAAGCUGAGGACGCACUGGAUGAGCUCCACUACUUCGUCGUCCAGGACCAGCUUGACGGCACCCGGUACGCGGUGCCAGAUCUUGGUGAUGGCCUAUCCGGUCUUCUUCAACAUGGUUGUCAUGCCGUUCGCCACACCAUUGCUCUGGCGGCCGCUUAGCCGCCCCCCGGACCGGGACGCCAUCGAUAGACUCCUCACCGACCUCCGUUCGUUGGCCUUCCGCCUGGCACCUCCGCUCCCGCCGCCACCCCCGGAGCCCGACUAGUGGAUGAUUCACUUCUGGCGCGUGUGCCUUUUUGGUUGUGUGUGUUGGGCUUGUUGAGCUGUGCCCUCAGCAAUACCCCUUGUUGCUUUCUUGUGCUUGGUCUUUGGGUGCGUGUGGACCUUGUGUUUGUGUGAACUUUGUGGUUGUGGCUUUGGCAUUGGCUUUAUCUAUAAAGCGGGGCGCGAGCCUAUUUCGGUAAAA